AUGCCUCACUCUCCCGCUUCUACUAGCAACGCCAACGGGCAUAACAACGGUUUCAACGGAAAUGGCAGGCACGGCAACGGACAAACGGCCCAACAGACUACCUCAUCCUCCUACCCCCUGAACCCCGGCGUCUACGUCCCAACUGUAGCCUUUUUCACACCAGAGGACGCUAUUGAUGUUGAGACCACAGCGUCCCACGCCGUUCGCCUGGCCAAGGCCGGGGUUACGGGACUGGUGACGCACGGAUCCAAUGGUGAAGCUGUUCAUCUAGACCACACCGAGCGGAUGCUCGUCACACAAACCACUCGCGGUGCUCUGACAGCCGCAGGCUAUAAGGAUAUGCCACUCAUCGUCGGAUGCGGGGCCCAGAGCACGCGAGAGACAAUACAACUUUGCGAGGAGGCUGCACGGUCUGGCGGUUCGCAUGUCUUAGUCCUCCCUCCGGCCUACUACGGCUCCCUUCUCUCGACUGAGAACAUUAUCUCGCACUUCCGGGCCGUUGCCGAUGCGUCACCAUUGCCGGUUCUCAUUUACAACUUCCCCGGAGCAUGUGCAGGGUUGGACUUGACCUCAGACACCAUUCUAGCCUUGUCCCAGUACCCCAAUAUCGCUGGAGUUAAGCUGACGUGCGGUAACACGGGGAAGCUGGCUCGCGUUGUGGCAGGCACGUCCGGUACAAACUUCCGUACCUUUGGUGGAAGUGCCGACUUCCUGCUCCAGACACUGGCCGUUGGUGGGCAGGGCAUGAUUGCCGGUCUUGCUAACAUUGCGCCACUGACUUGCCUUGAGCUGAUGCGGCUAUGGGAGAGCGGGAAGAAAGCCCAGGCGGUAGAGCUGCAAGCUAUUGUCGCACGUGGAGACUGGACUGCAAUCCAAGGAGGUUUCAUAUCUGUUAAGGUGGCGCUCCGCAAAUACUAUGGCUAUGGUGGCGAGCCUAGGCGGCCGUGUGUGAUGCCGUCUAAAGAGAGGCUGGUGGCGCAGCAGGAGGGUUUUGCUGAGCUAGUCACUGCAGAAAGGGCAUUUGAGAAGCAAGCCUAA
Phaeoacremonium minimum UCRPA7 is the source of this 1038-nucleotide messenger RNA. Its product is annotated as putative dihydrodipicolinate synthetase family protein. The coding region runs from base 1 to 1038 and encodes 345 amino acids. The transcript has a single exon. NCBI's taxonomy places the organism in Eukaryota, Fungi, Ascomycota, Sordariomycetes, Togniniales, Togniniaceae. The record is from RefSeq and is a predicted model, not a curated record. Gene Ontology annotation, molecular function: 4-hydroxy-tetrahydrodipicolinate synthase activity.